AUGACAUCAGGCGAGCCAAACGGCGGUUUCGACUCCGGUAUAUUGCCUCCAAGCCACGUUCGUGACCCAGGCUUGAGCAAAGCCGACAACGGCUCUCAGAGCACGCUGUCGCCAAACACUUUUGUUGGUACCGAUCAGAUCAUACCAACACCCAGCCAGUCCAUAGACUCUGCUGCUGCUUCUUUUUCUUCCAAGUCUGCUGCAACAUUACCACCGUCAGUUUUGAACCAACCUGCACCCAUGUCGAUACCUGGUAGCGCUUUGCCCUCACCCGCACACCAGGGGCAGCCGGGCUUGCCAGUAGCCAGCUGCGCCACUUCUCCACCUUCCUCGCGACUUGUUGCCGCCGCUUCUGGGCUGCGUAGUCCACCUUCGGCUCGGCAACUGUCACUCAACGGACCAAUGUGCGAACGUGAAAUCAGGGCGCGCGAGAUGAUGAGCGAUUCGGACACAGAGUCCAACCUCUCUUCGCGCCCACCUACCCCGGACCGCCACCGCUUUCCCAAGCAUCGGCUCAGCGGCAUGCAGUCCAAAGACUCGUUUGUCGUUAAACACGGUGGCGGAGCCGACGGUGAUGACAGCAAUAGCCUCAAGCUAGUACGUGAAGUCAGUCCGUACGAUCUGUCGCACGCUGGCGAAGUGUCCGCGCCGUUGUCGAUCGCGCAGCUCGACAGCGUUCCGCCGACGCCGCUGACCGCUGUGCCUCUCGGGAAGUCUCUGCGCGGCGCUCAGCAAGCAUUGCAGCAGAAAACGCAAAGCCAAAAGCAGAGCUCGGGCACGCAGCAAACGAGAGACCAUACCUCCAAGAACGGCAGCAGCGACUCAUCCCGGCCUUCUUCGCCACCACCAAGGGCUAUGUCGCCCCCGAAAAGUGCAGCAACAACGCGUGUCAGUCGUUCGGGCUAUAUACCAGGCAACGGUGUCGACCAUGCUACACCUUCACCUCUGGCAUCCGCUAACGGUCGUCCGAGUGGCGCUGGCUCCGGUGCAUUCAGCGCGCCAGAAGGACCUGCGACGCCCGCUACCGAGGCUGCCAUCGAGCAGACCACCAUUGUUACACCUGUCGCCACGCGCCCAGCGCAGACAUCCACUAGUAUCAAACUAGACGGCCGAGCGCUUUUCAAGCGCAUGCUGAGCGGCAGCCAAUCGAACUCUGUCUCUGCAGCAGCGAAUGCCGGAGCCGUCUCGCCGUCCAGCCGCGGCAGCACGCCUCCCGGCAGCCCGGGCGAGAGUGUCGGAACGACCGAUGCAUCGGGUAGUCUGCUGAUGAAUGCCAUACAAAACAUGGGAAUGAUCAGUCCACCUACGAGCCAGCCCCCUUCGCGCAACGUCUCGCUGCGUCGCAAGGAGAAUGCCUCGCCUAACCGCGGUGCGAGCGGCAACACUGCCGAACAGCAGCAGCACGGUCGCCUCACCGCUGCUGCCCUGCGUGAUCUCGAUGCGAAGGGAUACACCGCCAGCGGUCCCGGUGCGUCGGCAGUGGCGCCUGGGCCACCCGUCGUCACCGGAAGCAAGACGAAAAAGGCCUCUGGCACAUCCUCGAAGGACAAGGAUCGCGAUGCGGAUGCAAAGAGCACAGCCAGCUCAACCCUGCGCGAAAUGAUCAUGGGCUCGGCACCCAAGUUGAGCCGACGCGGCAGCAGCGCCAGCGGCGGCAGUAAGAAGGGCGCCAGCCAAGGUGGCGGCGACACGGCGAGCUUGCUGAAGAAAUAUGGUGUCUGCGAAAAGGCUGCCAUUGGUAAAGGCGCCACUGCUGUUGUCCGACUUGCGCACAAAUGGGACCGCUCAACGGAGAAGUUGUAUGCUGUCAAGGAGUUCCGAAAGCGCCGCAAGAACGAAACAGAGAAGGAGUACGUCAAGAAGCUCACGUCAGAGUUUUGCAUCUCCUCCACGCUGCAUCACAUCAAUAUCGUCGAGACGGUCGAUCUGGUGCAAGACGAGAAUCGACAUUGGUGCGAGGUGAUGGAGUUCUGUCCCGGCGGGGAUUUGUACGCCGCCAUCAAGCGUGGCGGGAUGAGCCAGGCGGAGAUCGAGUGCUGCUUCAAGCAGACUAUGAAUGGCAUCGCUUAUCUGCACUCGAUGGGUGUUGCGCAUCGCGAUAUCAAGCCCGAGAAUCUCCUUCUCGACGCGCAGGGACACGUCAAGAUCACUGACUUUGGCGUCAGCGACGUUUUCCGCAUGUGCUGGGAAAAGUCGACGCAUUAUUCCAAGGGCCUCUGCGGCUCGGAGCCAUACAUUGCCCCGGAACAAUUUGAGCAGAAGGAGUACGAUGCCAGACUUGUCGACGUAUGGGCCGCCGCGGUCGUCUUCUAUUGCAUGCAAUUCCAAGAAUUGCCGUGGCGCGUGGCCAAGAUGUCCGACCCGACGUUCAAGGAAUUCGUACACUCGUACCACAGCUCGAAUGCCCCAAGCCCUCUGUCCAAUCUCUCUCCACGGGAUUGCCGGCCACUGCUUAAGAAGAUGCUCUGUCCAGAUCCAAAGCAGCGGUGGGGCACAGAGGAAAUCCUCAAGGACCCUUGGUUCGCCUCUGUCUCUGUUUGUGGCAUCGAUCUCGCUACGGAUCACAAGCAUUCAAUCCAUCUCACACUCUCUGCGGGCUGA
This is a messenger RNA of Tilletiaria anomala UBC 951, 2601 nucleotides long. RefSeq names its product Pkinase-domain-containing protein. The record is from RefSeq and is a predicted model, not a curated record. NCBI's taxonomy places the organism in Eukaryota, Fungi, Basidiomycota, Exobasidiomycetes, Georgefischeriales, Tilletiariaceae. Gene Ontology annotation, biological process: protein phosphorylation; intracellular monoatomic cation homeostasis; intracellular signal transduction. The transcript has 3 exons. The coding region runs from base 1 to 2601 and encodes 866 amino acids. Gene Ontology annotation, molecular function: ATP binding; protein serine/threonine kinase activity.